AGUGAACUGUGAAGUGACUGGUUGUUAAUUAAGACGAAGUGUGUACGAGUACGAAAUAUACGGAUACGGGAAAUAGUGGAUAUUCUAAUCGGUUCAUAAAAUUUAAAGGAAAUUCAUAAAAAAAUAAAAAUUCUGCAAGAAAUUAAAUAAGAAUAAAUCUAUCAAAAAAAUAAUUAUUAAUAAAUAAAUUUCAACUCGGGUUAAUUUUUACGAAGGCAUAAUUCUGAAAAGUAGAUAUUGAAAACCGUAAUAGGAAAAAUUCAAAAUGGUGGACAAAAUUGAUAUGAGUUUAGAUGAAAUUAUAAAAUCAAAUCGGCAACAAAAAAGAGGCGGAAAAGGUGGUGCUAUACGCACUCAAAGAAGAAGAGGAGCUGGAGCUGGUGGACGUGGUGGUGGCUUACGUGGCCGCCGUUCCGGAAUCAUUGCUGGUGGAAUUAUAAAAGGAAGAAAUCGUGGGGGAGCGCAGAAUGCAAAAUAUACGAGGGGUGAUGUAAACAGCGCUUGGAAACAUGAUUUAUAUGAUGGACCAAAAAGAGGAUUGAAAACGGCUAGUAGCAUUGGAUCAUCGAAAUUACUUGUAUCAAAUUUGGAUUUUGGAGUCUCAGACACAGAUAUUCAUGAACUAUUUGCGGAUUUUGGCCCAUUGAAAAGUGCAGCAGUACAUUAUGAUAGAUCUGGAAGAUCUUUAGGAACGGCGGAUGUAGUUUUUGAAAGAAGAAGUGAUGCAGCUAAAGCAAUGAAGCAGUAUAAUGGGGUACCAUUAGAUGGUCGGCCAAUGAAUAUACAGUUCGCAACCUCUGAAGUACCUCCAGUAAGAGCAAAUAGAAUACCACAAAGAAGCCCAAAUAAAUUAAGACGUCCAAUUCCAGGAAAAAUACGAAGAGGUGGUGGAAUUGUUCGUGGCAGAAGAAUCGGCCGAGGAGGUGGUGGUCGAAAUGUCAGAGCGGGCCCACAGCCAACCGCUGAAGAACUUGAUGCUGAAUUAGAUGCUUAUGUUAAUGACAUGAAAUAAGUUGAAUCAAUAAAUGUAUUUAUACAUGUAGUUUUAAGACUAUCCGCACCUAACUGUUAAAAGAAUGAAAAACAUUUGUUUAUUAAUGUUUAAAAAUAUUGACAGAAAUUUACUUUAAUAGAAAAAGUGUUUAUUAUACAUAAUAAACACAUACGGUAUAAUAUUUUCAUUAAAUACAAAAUAAGUAUGUAUAUGUAUAAGAAUCUAAUAACAAAAAAUUAAAUGGACUGUUUUUUUUAAUUCAAGAAAUAAAUUUGAUUUUGUCAUAAAAGUAAUCUAUAAUUUUGAAAAAUUUAUA
Messenger RNA from Condylostylus longicornis, 1310 nucleotides. RefSeq names its product THO complex subunit 4 (gene Ref1). Lineage: Eukaryota; Metazoa; Arthropoda; Insecta; Diptera; Dolichopodidae. Gene Ontology annotation, molecular function: mRNA binding. The transcript is spliced from 4 exons. The coding region runs from base 266 to 1012 and encodes 248 amino acids. The record is from RefSeq and is a predicted model, not a curated record. Gene Ontology annotation, biological process: mRNA export from nucleus. Gene Ontology annotation, cellular component: nucleus.